Molecule: messenger RNA, 2059 nt
Organism: Oncorhynchus kisutch (coho salmon)
Lineage: Eukaryota; Metazoa; Chordata; Actinopteri; Salmoniformes; Salmonidae
Product: dynein regulatory complex protein 11-like
Exons: 6
Coding region: 703-1644 (313 amino acids)
Molecular function (GO): protein binding
Source: RefSeq, a predicted model, not a curated record
CAGCAAGAAAGCAAACACGCUUCAGUCGAUGGGAAGCGCAGAACUUUUUUGGGCGAAGUCUUUAAAUUGAAAAAUAGGUAUAGUAUGGCAUCUUCAGUGUGAUUUUAUUGAUAAAAAAAUCUAAAAUGAUUCGUGUUUAAAAUUAUAAUCUUAUUCUGUGUUAUUUGAGAGUAUGACGAUAUUUUCCCACAUCAAAUGCGAUGUUAUUGGCUCCUGUUUUGUGUGAUAGAGAUUUUAACCUGGUCUCCAAAGCACCUGUCUGACCCAUGUUUUGACUGCCGAACGGUUUCUGAGUCUGAACAUCCCAAGGAUGGAACCGAUCUAGAACAGUGGUGUUUCCCCUAGAAUAACGUAAAUAUAGCUAUUAUCAUUAAAUACCACAUUUUUUUAUUAAAGUGAGAUGUUUUCAAUUUCAUCAGAUGCGCAUUUUUUUUAUUAGGCAAGUCAGUUAAAGAACAAAUUAAUAUUUUCAAUAACGGUCUAGAAACAGUGGGUUUAACAGCCUUGUUCAGGGGAAGAACGACAGAUUUGUCAACUCGGGGAUUCGAUCUUACAACCUUUCUGGUUUCUAGUACAACGUCCUAACCACUAGGCUACCUGCCGCCCAAUGCAAUGCUUGUGCAUUAAUAGCCUUAUAGUGCAUCGAGAAAAACGGAACUCACAAUUCUAUUGGAAACACAGCUCGUGGAAUUACACUCAAGAAUGUCACACAGCUCCUACACCAGGAUGUGGGUCCAGGCCCAUGGAGCCUUGGAGGACCUCCUGGUGGAUGAGCACCCUCCCACUGCCCCUCGGCCGCUGAAGGACCGGCUGCAAGUCUUCCAGGGCCUGGCCACCUUCUACCUGAAGUACCUGCAGAUCUUCCGCAGCCUGGAGGCUGUCUAUGACCAGAUAGUUCACCCCCAGAAGAGACGCAUGGUCAGGCACGUGUUGGACGGCGUGAUGGGUAGAAUCCUGGAGCUCAAGAAUGAGAUGGUGGAGCUGGAGUUCUCAGAGUUCCACUACUUUGAUGAUGUGCUGCAGGACCUCAAGCUGACACCUGAGGACCUGGAGGUGCCCAUCCCUCAGUAUUUUGUGAGAGAGAAGAUGCGUGUGCUGCGGGACAGAGAGAAGAUGCUGGCUCAUGUCAUGGCUAAAGGGGGACACAUUGAACAGGUUGAGCAGGAGGUGUCGGUUCAGACCAUGUGUCUGGAGGAAGCUGUUCGGGUCCUUCAGGUUUGUGAGCGGGCACGGCAGGGUCGGCUCAGGCAUCGCUUCAUGAAGGAGAUACGGCAGGCUGAGGAAGAAGGGAGCCAGGCCAAGAGCCAAACACCCAUCAGCACCCUGGACCCCGACCAGGCUGCCACAUGCAUUCAGAAGGUUUGGCGGGGCUACAGUCAGAGGAAGAGGACCAGGAGAGAACGGCUGGAGGAGAUGAUAUUUCUGGGAAUGGUCCCUCCAGAGCAGCAGCAGCAGAGGCCCAGCGUGGCCCAGCUGAAGGCCCAGCAGGUGGAGACGACUCGCAGGCUGGUCCAGGAGGAGAAUGAGGCUGAGUACCAGAGGGCCCUGGUCAGCAUCAAGGAGUCUGUGCAUGCCGUGGACGGCCCUGAUCUACGGGAAACCCUGCAGGAGCAGAUCAGACAGUGGUUUAUCGAGUGCCGGUGAGACAGGCAGGCAACGGGGAAGUCUGUCUUCUUUCACGGUAGCUGUUUCUUUUCUGUGUUAUCUUCUCUCUCUGCUCAAACUAACUCCUGCCUCUUUCACUGCCAUGUCUCUGAGGUUAUCACACCCAUAGACUCUUCCUGGCUCCUGCCAAACCCUUCACCACCAGUAUGUAUCUAUCCCUGUUCGUGUCAUGAAGAGGAGGUUGGAAUGGAAAAGGGGAGAGGGAGGACAAGAGCAAAAACAGAGUGUUAUUGUGAGGCCUAAUGGCUGUUAGGUGCAGGAUAUGUCUUCCCCUCUAUGUGUGUGUGUCAGGAUAUGGCCGGAGGAAUGGAGUCACAGUCAGUGGCUAUGUGUGUCUUCCCUCUGUGUGUGUCUUCCCUCUAUGUGUGUCUUCCCUCUGUGUGUGUCUUCCCUC